CAAUGAAAGAAUGGGGUGCACGUAUUCUGACAUUAAAUUUGACAAUCCAGAUUUGCAGAUUGCGUCAUUUGUGUCGGAGGAGGAAGUGAAACUCGUCGUUGACAGUUGGACAAUCUUAAGGGAUGAUACAUAUGUUGGACUUCAUAUAUUCAAUAGGUUUUUCCAAAUGCAUCCAGAAUUCAAGAAACUUUUUACCGAACAAAUGACGGUGGAAGAUAAUGACCUUUUAGUUGACGAAGAGAAGUUGAGACACCAUGGUAACAUUGUAAUGGAAGGUCUUGGGGCAGCUGUAGAAAGUCUUGAUGAUUCUGUCUUUCUGUCGAAUGUUCUUGUUACCAUGGGAGAAAGUCAUGCGCGACAUAAUGUCAAGCCGGAAAUGGUCAUUUUACUUUGGCCGGCGAUUAGAGAUGCUUUUAAUGGAUGCUUAGGGACAGAUUUUACGACACAAAUGGCCACUGCAUGGGAACAUGUGUUUGAAUAUAUGGCAACAAAGUUCAAGGAAGGAUUACGAAAGGAAACUAAGCACGCGAGAUGACAACAAGAUACUAUCUUCCCUUUAGAAUUUCAAAUGUAUAACACAAUGUCACAGACGGUACGCGACUUCUGCACGACCUUUCAUCGAAUAAACAAUAAUAGCUUUCAAUCUUUGAGAUGAAACACAAAUUGCAGUCGUAAUGAAUCACACUAAAUAUAUAAAUAUUUAAUCACCACCAUCUACAUGUUUUCUAGUUUUUUGUUUGUCACUACAUGAUAAAGUAUUAUAUUUUAUUUAUAAAAAAAAAAUGUUCUCUGCGCGGUUGUAUAAUCAUAUAACAUGACAGAUCAGUGAAUGAAUUCGAAGUUGCGACUUUCGACGAGCUAGCCCAAGGUGAAACAAAAACAGCUAUAUCGCCAAUAAUUGUAUGAUACAUGUUCUAUGAAGUUUGAUUAUUCUUGGAACAUACGACUGGGACAAUGCACAAGUUCUUGAUUACGCUGGGAACAUUCGCUCAUCAUGUUUACGCUGAGCAAUACACUUGUGUUGAGUACACUGGGGACAUACGCUUAUCUUGUUUAUACUUGGAACAUAUGCCAAUCUUAAUUACACUUUGAUAACAUAUUCUUAUAUUGAUCACACUAGGAACAUUCGGUAAUUUUGAACACACCGGGAACAUAUGCUAAUAUUAAUAAAAAUGUGAACGUAUGUCAAUCUUGAUCACACCGAAAACAUACGCUAAUAUUGAUCACACUGUGAUCAUAUGUCAAUCUUGAUCACACCGGGAACAUACGCUAAUAUUGAUCACACUGUGAUCAUAUGUCAAUCUUGAUCACACCGGGAACAUACGCUAAAAUUGAUCACACUGUGAUCAUAUGUCAAUCUUGAUCACACCGAGAACAUACGCUAAUAUUGAUCACACUGUGAACAUAUGUCAAUCUUGAUCUUGAGAAGAAAAUUUAUCAGAUAAUAAUCUUUAACUGUAUUUUUAAAUACUAUAUAUUUUAACUACAUUUGCAUUUUUA
Molecule: messenger RNA, 1500 nt
Organism: Mytilus trossulus (common blue mussel)
Lineage: Eukaryota; Metazoa; Mollusca; Bivalvia; Mytilida; Mytilidae
Product: cytoglobin-1-like
Exons: 3
Coding region: 11-535 (174 amino acids)
Biological process (GO): response to hypoxia; oxygen transport
Molecular function (GO): heme binding; oxygen carrier activity; oxygen binding
Source: RefSeq, a predicted model, not a curated record